This is a messenger RNA of Cinara cedri, 9811 nucleotides long. NCBI's taxonomy places the organism in Eukaryota, Metazoa, Arthropoda, Insecta, Hemiptera, Aphididae. The record is from the annotation of a GenBank genome assembly.
AUGACAAUAUUAUUGGCGUAUCGUAAGUUAAUAACAAAAUGUAAUUCACACAGUUAUCACCAACAAAGAAAUAUGAGUCACAUAACACAACGAAGAAUGAACAAUAACCCCUUAUUUAGAAUACACAAUUUGCAAAUGUCUAGAAAUAUUUCAAUUGUGCGUGUAUUAAGUUCCGUUUUAAAACUACGAUACUUAGUUGGUGGUAGUGCAGUUGGUGGUGCUAUAACUUUCUCAAAAGUAUGUAAUAUGUUCAUCAAAAUUCAAUCAUACAAUUUACAAUAACCACUUUUUUCUUUUUACUUCUUACACACAAAUCAAAUGUAAUGUUAUAGAAAUUUAAAGAAUGGAAAGAUUCAUUACCAGAUUUAAGUUGGUUAGAAGAUAUUUUACCGAAUAAUGACCAAAUUAAUAACAUUCAAAACCGAUUGAAAACAGUUUUUGAUAAUUUGAAGGAUAUUAAUUUUGGUAAGAUCCUAAAAUGUGUUGUUUUUACAGUGGAAGAACUUAAAUGUGUUUAAAAGUUAGUAUCUAGUACUUAGACUGUAAAAACAGUUCAUCUUGUAUGUUAUAGACUCUUCACAAACUAUUGAAAAAUUGGAAAAAUUUAAGGGAUGGCUAGAGUAUCAUAUUGAUGAGGCGUAUAAAGAUGCUGAAAUAAGUGAUUCAAAAGCCUCAUGUGAGUUUUUUUUUAUUUGUGAGAGGAAAAACAACUUAAUAUCUUAAUUUUCAAAUAUAUUUAAUAACUAGUCAGUAUUAAAAAUAGACAUAUUGUUUAUAUUUUGCUAAUUAUUUUAAUUAUUUAUAAUUGUAUUAUAUUACAAAAAUUUGUUUAUAUGGUUGGUUAAAUUCAAGUAAAACUGUGAAAGUACUUAAAUUUUCUUGUAAUAAUUCCAAAUAUAUAAAUAAAAUAUUAUAUUACUUAUGGUUGCAAAUAACUUUGAACCAUCUACGCAAAAACCUUCAGUUCAAUUUUUAUUCUUAUUUAAGUUCUUCCAUUUACCAUUUUAUUUUAUUUAUCAGUUUAUAAAAUAAGAAUAAAACAUUUUUAAUUUACAAUACUAAAAUUUUGAAUACUUAUUUUGAUUGAAAAGGUUUUUUUUUCAUUUUGUAAUAUUUCUUAAAAAUAAGGAUUCGUUAUGAGUUGAAAUAUUAUGAUUCUAAAUAGUUAUCAUACGUUCAGGUUUCUUGUCGAGCAAUUAGUAUUGGGAACAAUCGGCUUUUAAAGCAAAAUAAAUUAUAAUACUUAGUAUAAUAUAAUAAAAUCUUAAAAUAAAGCAACUUAAAAAAACGUUUUAUGUUUCGUCUUUUAAUUAUUUGGAAAAAAAAAAAAAAAUGUACAAUUAUACAAUUCACCAACCAAUCUUCGGUAAAAUGUAAAAGGUUUAGCAUAAAAUAUUUGUACACAUUAAAAAUAGUCUUUCAUUAUCUAUUAUAUAUAAUAUUAUCACUGAUAAUAGAGUAUUCACAUCUGAAAUGAGUUACUUAUGGUGAUUAGGUACUAACAAAUACUAUAGAUAGGAAUACAGAAAGCUCUAAAAUUUUGAUGGUUCCUUAUUAAAAUCUUUUAGUCUUACCAUGAGAAUACAUAUUAUACUUAUUAGCAGUGAAAUGGAGAUCAAAAUACUAGUGUCUUAAAAAUUUGACCUUCCUUUAUUGUCAUCUAUAGUUCAGUAUUGCUACUAAUUAUUUUAAACCACAGAAUACAAGAUCUUAGAAAUUUUGUUCCACUAUUCUAAAUAAUUACUGAAUUAUAAUAAAUUGAUAACUUAAUAUAAAAAAAAAAAAUUAAAAAUAAACAUCAGUAUAGAAUUGAAAUUACUUUUAAACAUAUUUGUAUAAACUAAUUAUAUUUCUAUAAUAUUCCAAAAAAAAUAAAAAUAUUUUCAAAUUCAAACCCUAGUAACUUCAAAAUACUCAAGAAUUGAAAAUAUUAAGUUACUUUAAACUUCUGCAAUUAAUUAAUUUUUAAGAUUUUUAUACUAAAGGUAAAUCAAAUCAUGCCAUUUGUUUGUGUUAAAAAUAUUUGAAUAUAACAAUAAAUUGUUCAUAAAAAUUAUUAUAAUUUUGGGGGAAUGUCUAUACAUAUCCAUUAUUUAUUCAAAUAUGUUCAACCAGUUAAGGGGCUUUUAUAUUUAAUAUAUAUGUUAAUGUUUAUUUAUCUAUUGAAAAUCAAAAAUUAAUAUUAAAUCAUAUACGCAUAAAUAAAAAGAACAUAAACAAUUUUACAAACAAAGUUUUCAUGGCAUAAAUAUUUAAUAAAAAAAAAACCAGUACAAUUAAAUAAAAAAAAUCAUCCGGUGAUGCCUAGUGACAUUUGUUAGUAAAUAAUACCUCACUUUACGUUAGUUAAUAAUUGUUUUUUUAUAUUUUCAAUUCUAUUUUUAUUUCUAUCAUAUUUGCAAUUAAAAAUUUUAAGCAAUACCGCGAAGAUAAUUAAUUGUACAAUUUACAGUUUACAGUUAGAGUAUGGCAUAUAUAUUUUUUUUUAAACUUUAACUUUUAUUUUGAUACAUUUUUUUGAUGGUGGAUUUCACCCCGCAAUAUACUAAUGAAUUUUUAAAUUAUUUAUGUUUUCUUCUUUAUAAAAUAUAAAUUAAAUAAAUCUUUUUGUAUAAAUCUCCAAAUUUAUGAUACCCCUGUCACUCUUUAUAUAUUUUUAAGCCAUAGUAAUGUAACUUAAAAUAUAAAAUAAAAUGUGACAAACAAAAUACUGAUGAAUGUUAACAGCAUAAAUGUAUUUCACAUGUUUUCCACGUACACAAGAAGGUCCAUCUUUAUAUGUCCUAGUGUGAGGUUUUUAGAAAUAUUUAUCUCUCUUUAACCACUUUUUCGAAUACUAAAUUAAAAGCACCGGGAGAGUGUGUUUCUUUGCUUCAUCCAGGGGUUAUUCUGAUUGACAGUGAAGUCAAAUUUGUCAUUUUUAUUUUUAUUUCAGUAUUUUCCAGACUAGCUGUAGUAAGGUUAAUUUACUUUUGUGGGAACUUAAAUUCUUUCAAUAUGUUAAAUAGGCUCUGUCUAUGAAUAGAAUCGUAGGCUUUCUUAAAAUCAACAAACAAAACACAGACAUUUUUAUUGAACUUCCAAAUUUUUUCCAAUGUCUGCCCAACAACAAAAAUUUGGUCCACUGUGAACCUAUUUAGACUAAAACCUCCCUGGUAGUCGCCCAGAAUUUCUUUAGAGAUUGAUUUAAUUCUGUCCAGAAUGUAGUAAGAUAAUAUUUUGUAUGUUGUAUUAAGUUAAGCAAUACCCCUGUAAUUAUUGUAUUUAUGUGGGUUUAGUUAUAUUGAAUUUUAAAAUUAGUACAUAAACAAAUAUAUGUAUAUAAACUAGUUGAGAUAAUUCGAUUAUUCAUCUUAUAUAAAGAUAUAGUAGCCAAUUUUGUUAAUUAUUUAGAUCAAUUUACAUGGGAAAUGCCAAACAGAUUGUUUAUUUUAUUUUACCGAAUAUAUUAUUAUAAUUAAUUCCUGUGUUUAAAUAUUAAAUAAUAAUAAAUAUUUUUAUGGAAAUAUAUUCUAUUUGUAAUUUUUAAGUAAACCAUUACUAAUUUUCAACAUAAAAUCUAAAAAAAUUAGUUAAAAAAAUAUUUAAUGUGAACAAAUUAUAACAAAUUCACAAUAAUUACUUUUCCUCUUGUACUUAGUAAUGUAUAUAUAAAUAUAUAUAUUUUUUUUCAUAGCUGAAUUAGCCGAAUGUAUCACUCCCAAUAAUGUAACAGCUACUGUACCAACAUCUAACGAUUUAAAACAGAAAUUAGGUAAGGAUAUUUUUAAUAAACUUAUAUUUAUUUGAAUUAGCAGUUUAUUUACUAAUUUUUAAAGUGAUUAUAUUAUAAAAGAAAUGCUGCAAAAAGAAAAUAUGGAAAUACAAUUAAAGUAUCAAAAAGAAUUGGGAAAACUAGAAAAAGAGAUUAAAGAAUUGCGAAAAACACUUAUGCUAAAAAAUAAUCAAAAAAUGAAUAUGAGGAAACUCAAAGUAAUUAAAAACAACAUUGUUUAAUAUUUUAUACAUAGGAUCAGUAAUGUAUUUAUCUGAAUAGAAAUCACUGAUAGAUAUNGGGAUGGCUAGAGUAUCAUAUUGAUGAGGCGUAUAAAGAUGCUGAAAUAAGUGAUUCUGAAGCCUCAUGUGAGUUUUUUUUUAUUUGUGAGAGAAAAACAAUUUUAUAUCUUAAUUUUCAAAUAUGUUUAAUAAUUAGUCAGUAUUAAAAAUAGACAUAUUUUUUAUGUUUUGCUAAUUAUUUUAAUUAUUUAUAAUUGUAUUAUAUUAUAAAAAAUUGUUUGUAUGGUUGGUCAAAUUCAAGUAAAACUGUGAAAGUACUUAAAUUUUCUUGUAAUAAUUACAUAUAUAUUAAUGAAAUAUUAUAUUAUGGUUCAAAUAACUUUGAACCAUGUACGAAAAAACUUUCAGUUCAAUUUUUAUUCUUAUUUAAGUUCUUCCAUCUACCAUUUUAUAUUAUUUAUCAGUUUAUAAAACAAAAAUAAAUAAUUUUUAAUUUACUUUACUAAUAUUCUGAACAAUAACUUUAAUACAUAUUCUGAUUGAAAAAAUUCUUUUUUAUUUUGUAAUAUUUCUUAAAAAUAAGUAGUUAUAAGUUAAAAUAUUAUGAUUCUAAAUGGUUAUCACAAGUUCAGGUUUCAUGUCGGGAAAUUAAUAUCAGGAAUAAUCAUAAUAUAUUUCACCAAAUAUAUUAUAUAUAAUUCCUGUGUUUAAAUAUUAAAUAAUAAUUAUUAUUUUUAUGGAAAUAUAUUCUAUUUGCAACUUUUAUGUUUUUAAAUUUUUAAGUAUAACAUUAAGAGUUUUCAAAAUAAAAUCUAAAUGAAUGAAUUAAAAAAAAAAAAAAAUAAUAGUAUUUAAUAUAAAUAACAAACUCACAAUAAUUACUUUUCCCUUUGUAAUUAGUAAUGUAUAAAUAUAUAUUUUUUUUUUUUCAUAGCUGAAUUAGUCGAAUGUAUCACUCCCAAUAAUGUAACAGCUGCUGUACCAACAUCUAACGAUUUAAAACAGAAAUUAGGUCAGGAUAUUUUUAAUAAACUUAUAUAUAUAUAUAUUUUGAAUUAGCAGUUUGUUAAGUAACUUUUAAAGUGAUUAUAUUAUAAUAGAAAUACUGCAAAAAGAAAACAUGGAAAUACAAUUAAAGUAUCAAAAAGAAUUGGAAAAACUAGAAAAAGAGAUUAAAGAAUUACGAAAAACACUUAUGUUAAAAAAUAAUCAAAAAAUGAAUAUGAGGAAAGUCAAAGUAAUUAAAAACUACAUUGGUUAAUAUUUUAUACAUGGUACCAGUAAUGUAUUUAUUUGAAUAGAAAUCACUGAUAGAUAUGUACUCUGAACUGCUGGAUGAAUUAAAUGAUUACGAUUCAAGCUACCAAACUCAAGAUCAUUUACCUAGAGUAGUUGUAAUUGGGGAUCAAAGUUCUGGAAAGACAUCAGUAUUAGAAAUGAUAGCCCAAGCAAGAAUAUUUCCAAGGUAGUAUAAAAUGCCUAUAGUUCGACGUGUUAGUACACUUAAAUAUAUUUUCAGAGGAGCUGGAGAAAUGAUGACUAGAGCACCUGUUAAAGUUACCCUGNUUGGCUGAACUCAGAAAAGAAGUAAUAACAACUUUUAAUUAUUUAUUUGAUAUAAUUACAUUAAUAUUGUCUUAAUUUAUAUUAAAUUGAAUGAAUAGAUAGAAAUUCGAAUGAAAAACAGUGUAAGCCGUGGAAACACUGUAAGUAAUGAAGUGAUAUCUAUGACAGUCCAUGGUCCUGGACUUCCACGAAUGGUACUUGUUGAUCUACCUGGUAUCAUAAGUGUAAAUUGAAACUAUUAUUUGGUAAUAUUACAACUAAUCGGUAUUCAUAUAUUGUGAAUUUUAUUUAUUAGAUUGCAACCCAAGGCAUGGCACCUGAUACAAAGGAAUGUAUUCGUCAAAUGUCUACGUUGUACAUGUCUAAUCCGAAUGCAAUCAUCCUCUGUAUUCAAGACGGAUCUGUUGAUGCAGAGAGAAGUAAUGUUACAGAUUUGGUGUCUCAAAUUGAUCAACUUGGUCGUCGUACCAUAUUGGUGUUAACAAAAGUUGAUUUGGCUGAAAAAAAUUUGGCCAAUUCUGAUAGAGUAUGUAAAAGAUAUUCAUUAAAAUUUAAUUUAUCUUCCUAGAAAAUAGAAUACUUUUGUAUUUUAUCUUUUUUUAGAUAAAAAAAAUCCUUAGUGGUAGUCUAUUUCCUAUGAAAGCAUUAGGAUAUUUUGCUGUUGUAACGGGCAAAGGCAACCAAGAUGACAGCAUUGAAAGUAUCAAAGAAUAUGAAGACAAAUUCUUCAGGAAUUCAAAACUCUUUAGGUAUACCAUAUUAUUUUUAUUGAUUAUUUUUUGUUCAUCACACUGUUUAUCAAUGUUCUAUAGAGAGUACAUUGGCAUUUCUUCACAAUUGACAACACGUAAUUUGAGUAUGGCUGUUGCAGACUGCUUUUGGAAAAUGGUACGUGAAACUGUAGAACAACAAGCGGAUUCUUUUAAAGCAACUAGAUGUAAUUUAGAAACUGAGUGGAAGAAUAAUUUCCCCAGGUUUUUUAUUGUUACACGAGACUUAGCUUUUUAUAUUAUUUAGAUAAAAUAAAAAUAUUAAUUGAUUUCAAGGUAUUUGGAACUAAAUAGAGAUGAACUGUUUGAAAAAGCUCGUGGUGAAAUUUUAAAUGAAGUAGUUAAUCUUAGUUUAGUGUCUGUCAAAGAUUGGGAAGAUAAACUAAGUACUGAAUUGUGGAAAGGCAUUUUCCACUAUGUAUUUGAAAACAUUUAUUUGCCUGCAGGUUAUUCAGUGAAUCAAACCAAUAGUACUGGUAAUAAAAAUGGGAUUAUAGUAAAACAAUACACAAAUCAUAAUUAUUUGGUUUUGAAUUUAAAUCAAAUUUCUAUAGGUACUUGAUUUUAAUUUUUUAUUUAGAAAGUUUCAAUACAAUGGUUGAUAUUAAAUUGAAGCAGUGGGCUGAGGAGCAGUUGCCUAGAAAAUCAAUUAAUAUUGGCCAGAGUGUAUUGAAAGAUAUGUUCAAAACAAUGUUUAAGGAAAACCAAAAACUCAGAGCCUCUGACGAAAUUUUGGAAACAUUAAAAAUGGCUGUUAUUGAUGAAACUUUAGAAAGGCAUGUUUGGGAAGAUAAGGUAAAUUAAUUUUAUUGAUUUUUGUUUAAAGUCAUUGGUGAUUUAUAUAGAUUGAUUAGGUAUUAGAAAUGCUACGAAUGAUUCAAUUGAAUACUCUGGAAGAUAGAUGUAUACAAGAAAAACAUCAUUGGGACAAAGCAGCACAAUUUCUAAUAAGUAGCUUGGAACAAAAUUUUAAAGUAAGUAAUUUUUUUAUCGUAUUUAAAACUGUAAAUAUAAUUUGGGAUAUUUUUUUCAUUAUUCAGGCAGCUGAAGACUCUCUGAAAGAAAUGGUUGGUCCUUCUAACUUGGAAAAAUGGAUGUAUUGGCAGAGUUCAACAUCUGAACAAGCCAAAAGAUACAAUAUCAAAUAUGAAUUGGAAAAUCUACUGCACUCUAAUCCUGUAACUGAACAUUUUAAUUAUUUAUAAUUUAAAUAUUAAUACAUAGUUAUUUUGUUUAGAAUCAUAGUAAUUUACUUAGUAAAGAUGAACAGGUUAUUAUUAGUAACAACUUAAAACAGAAAAAUGGUACACCGUGUGAACUUGACGAUAUUUGGCAAACAUGGUAUUUAGUAUAUAGACAUCACUAUUUCAAAAUGGCUCUGGAUAAUGCACAAAUUAUUAAAAAACAAUUUUACCACUAUCAAGAAGCAAAUGGCUUACAGGUAUACAAUAUAAUCUAUUUAAGUGAAUACACUCAUUAUCUUGAAAAGUAUUCAUUUUUUAAAAAUAAUUUAAGUAACAAGCAGCUCUAAAAUGUUACAUUACCAUUAUUUUUAAGAGUUAAACAACUAUCUACUUUUAAUUUUCAAAUGACAACUUAAGUCAUCUUAAUUUUUAUUUUUAAGGUUUAUUUUUUUUUUAUUAUUAUAAUUUAAGAAGAAAAUGUGCAACUAUACUAAUAUGCACAAGUAAAAGUGAUAACAGAGAAAAAAUAGAUCAACAAACAUGAAAAAGAUAUGAUGUAAGAAAGCACCCAGUAGAGCUGCCUAAUUUGAAUAUUUGUAAUUGUAUCUAAUUUUUAAAGGCGGUCUCUACACAAUUUUCUUUUUAACUUCCUAAGAGGGUUUUCGGGAAUAUGGUUUGAAGAUAUAUGAAUUAUAUUAGAUUCUGUAUAAACUUUUGAGAUGUUAAAAAUAUUAAAUUAAUAACCGCAGUUAUUAGUGAUUGUUGAAAACUUCAUAACCAAAAUUUAUUUCAAUUAAUACUUUUUAAUUAAUCUCUGUAUGAAAUUUAUAGUAUAGGUAACAAUUUAAAAUUCAAAAGUAGGUACUCAUUUCACCACCAAAAAUAAUGGCAAUGCACAUUUUAAAGUUGCUUGUUACUUAAAUUGUUUAAAAAAAUUAAUAUUUUCUGAGGUAAUGAAUCCACUCAUUUAAAUAAAUAUCUUUAAAAUAUUAUUUUACAUUAUUAUUGAAUAUAAAUCAAGUAUUUACUGCUAAAUAUUUUGAUAAACUCUAUAUAAUCUCCAAUUAAAAUUAUUUAAAUUUAGAUGCAGUGCUCUCAAAAUUUUACUAAAUUUUAAAUCACACUUUUAAUUUAUUUUUCCCAAAACUAAAAAUGAAUCAUAUUAGAAUACCACAUGGAAUCAUUUAAUAUAAUAAAGAGUUCAGAGACCUAACUAGAUUAAAAAAGGAGGCUCAUACAAAAUAGUAAAUAUCCAAUGUUUAUUCAGAUUAUUUAAAAUUUUCGGAUUUACAGAAAAAAUGUAACUAUUUAUCUCAUUGUAUACAGGCAAAUCAUAUUUUUAAAAUUGAAAAUAAUAUUAACCUUAAUUAUAAAUCUUAUUAGAAAUAUUAAGUGCAUGAUGUAAAUUAACAGAUGUUAUGUAUACAAUAUUUUAAACAACCUCAUUGACUGUCCUAAGCUAUUGGUUGAAAUUGGUUUCCGUGUACCUAGUUGAAACACUAGGUACUUAAAUUUAUUCGUAGUUCCUAAUUAUAAUACCAAUAGUGGAAAUAAUACAUUUUUUUUUCAAGAGCUUUUGUUUUGACUAAUAAUUUGGAUUUCAGCAAAUCAGGUUUUUUUGUACUUCCCCACAAUAUAUUUAGAUUUAAGGCUUUAGAAUUAAUACAAUUAUUACAUUAUUAUUAAUUUUGAUAUAAUAGUAUUUAUAUUUGUCUUUUAGACUUACUGUCAAAAUAUUACAGCAGUUGUUAAAAGGGCAUUUACUCGUAUAUAUAUAUAACAAUAUAAUAUAUUAUUAUGACUGUUUAGAGUAAAUAUUAUGAAAUUGAAAUGUUUUGGAGAAUUACACACAUGAUUAAACAGACUGUUAAUGUCCUAAGACAACAAAUUACCAAUAGAGAAGGUAUUAUUUAAUAAAGAUAGAUAAAUAGCAUUUUUUUUAUAUAUAUAUGUAUAUAUUAUACCUUAGUGAAAUAUUUGUACCGAGAAAUAAAAGACAUUUUAGAUGAUUAUAGUCAAAGUCACGAUAUGAAAUGCAAAUUAUUAACUGGCCGUCGCGUAACUUUAGUUGAAGAACUCAGUGAGUAUUGCAAAAUGUUGUAAAAUAAAGAUUUUGAAUUUGUAUGUUUGUUUUUUAGAUAAAGUUAAGCAAAUCCAAGAGAGAUUAGAGGAAUUUAUACAAGCAUUGAACAAAGAAAAAUAAUAAUUUAUUGUUUACCAUAAUUUUUAAACUAGAUUUGUUUCUUAUAAACAUUUUGACUCAUUUUAUAUUUUUGUAUUUUGUUUGUGUUAGAA